Paramecium octaurelia is the source of this 2843-nucleotide messenger RNA. The record is from the annotation of a GenBank genome assembly. Lineage: Eukaryota; Ciliophora; Oligohymenophorea; Peniculida; Parameciidae.
AUGACAUCCAAACUUUUGAUGAUUCCAAAAACCAAAUUCAAUCCAAGGUUUCAUCCAACGUCUAGAGAAAUCGAAUUGCUUAGUUAAGUCAUUAAAUUUGAGUAAAACGUUGAUUCCAAAGUAAAAAUCCAUAAAAGAAAUUAGGCAUUUACUUUGCAUGAAAGUCCUUUAAGUGUUCAUGGGAAAUUGCAUUUCGGACAUUUUUAUAAUAAAGUGCACAAGGAUAUACUUAAAAGGUAUAAACUUCUUAGAGGUUACAAAAUAACACCUUCUAUGUCAUUUGAAUUGUUUGGACCAUAAAUUGAACACGCUGCAUUCUAACAAUUAAUUUAAAAAGGAACAACUUAAAUGGAGUAUAAUGAAAUUGCAAUAAGACAGAUAUGUUCAAAAUAUGCGGAAGAACAAUUGAAAUCUUAUUUGGAAUAAAUCUAAAGAUGGGGUAUUUUGGAUUAAGAGAUAAGCCUAACAAUUGAUCCCAGAUACUAAAAGUAAGUAUUAUAUUAAUUGGCUCAUUUCCUCGAUUAAAGUAUAAUACAGAUCUUAUAUUAUAAUAGAUUAGAUUUUUAGGGAAUAGAAAAUUGUAAUAUGGUCUAAAUCUAGAUUUUCAGAAGUGCCUCUUGAUUCCGUUAUUAUUACUUAAAGGGAUGUUCCAGCACAUGCAGUUAAAUUUAAAUUUACAAGAUUAAGUCCAAGUUUUAAGAAAUUGAAAUGCUCUUUUUAUUUGGUAUUAGAAUUGCCCUCUCCUUGGAAAAUUCCUAGUGCAAAGGCUAUAAAAUUAGUGGAACAAGAAUGGUUGGUGAUGAAAGACAAGGAAGCUCUUAUAAUGAGCAAGUAAUUUUUUAAUACUCAUAAAGAAGAAUUUUCAAUGUAUCAAUUUGUAGGAACAAUAGUAACAUCUGAUUUUUUAAAUUUGACUGUUGAUAAUGGCUUAAAUGAAUUUAUUGAUUUAAGAAUGAUUGAAGGUGAAGAAAACAAUAUAAUUUGUCCUGCUCAUUAAAUGGAUGACAUACCAAUCGCAAAAAGAUAUAAGCUUGAUAGAACAGGAAUGGUGAAUGAAAAUGGUCAAUUAGUUUAUGAAGAUGAAGAAUUUGAUAUUCUUAAUAAUGAAGCAUCUUAAUAAAUACUCAAGGAACUUAGAGAACGAAAUAGAAUUCUUGAUGUAGUAAGUUCUGCCUAAGAAGUGUUCUAUCAUCAUAAAGUUACAGGAGAGCAACUUCUUUUAAGAAGUGUUCCAGCAUGGUUUCUGAAUUUUGAUGAGCAACUUAUAAGUGAUUAUAAAGAAAAGUACAAUUUGAAUGAGGAGGAAACAAAAUAAAAUAAUAAAGAUGAAAUAUAUACACCAUACACAGAAUUAAUGGAAGCUUUGUGUGGUUAAUGGUGUAUAACUGAACAUAAUGUGUGGGGCAUUCCAAUUCCAUUAUUCAGAGCCACAGUACCUAAGAAAUUUGAAAAAUUAAAAAAUGGAUUCUUAUUAAAUGCAGAAGUUGUCAAGCAUUUUGCUGACUUAGUCGAAAAAAAUGGUAGCGACAUCUACUGGAAUUGGAACAUUGUUGAUUUAUUACCAGAUACAUAUAAACCUUAUGCUUAACAUUUGGAAAAACACACAUGUGUCUUAAACAGGAACUUUAGUAUACCUCAGUAAUGCGAUUUAAUCUAUGAGGGAAUUGAUUAAAAUGAAGGCUUUCUAUUUAGUAGUUAAAUGAUGAUGAUUUUAUUGCAAAAGAAAUUCAACAGAAAAAUUCAAACUCAUACAGUUUUAUAAUACAACAAAGAUAAAAUAAGCAAGACCAAUUGUUUUACUUUGGAAAAUAUUAUUGACGGACAAAUCAAAGCAAAUGAAUAAAAAUAAUAUGGAGUAAAAUAUUGUAUUAUUUUUAGAGUGGCGCUGAUGUUUUAAGAGCACUUGUCACAUCUAUCAAUGAACAUGAUGAGUUUUCAUAAUUUAUGUUAGACAAAAAGAAGGAAUAAAUAAAUUACAUAAGAAAAAUCUAUUGGUAGAUUAUUGGCUGUUUAGAAAAUGCAUCUGUUACACCUGUUGACUUUAAGGAUUUAGAAUUUGUACUUAUAACCUUAUUAAUAUUUAGUGUGAUUCAUAUAUUUAUCAACAAUUAAUCCUAUUUGUUGCCAACAUCACCAAAGCUUAUGAAGAUUUUAAUUUUGGAUUGGCGUAUUAGUUGUAUAUUGAUUUCAUGCAAAAUUACGUUUCUUUAUAUGUUGCUAGCACCAGAAAUAAAAUUAUAGCAUUUCAUAGCGAAUAUCAAAACAGUUUGUACAUCUACUACAAAAUAUACGAUAUAACAUUAAAUGUUAUUUAACCAAUAUUAUGUUUCAAUGCUAGAGAUAUACACACUAAAUUACCUACUUCAUGGCCAAAGAUUCCAGUGAGUCAUUUUUAGGAAGCAUAAUAGAAUAUUGUGACUUUAAGUUUAUUACACAAAUUACAAAAAGAAAUUAAUACUUAGAUUGAUGAAGUUUAAGAACGUAUAAAACAGAAAAGCAUAUCAAAAAAAUUGGAAAUAGUUUUCAUAAUCGAACCUAACACUUAUGAAUAAAAAUUAAUUGAUAUAGAUCCUGAAUAAUUAGCAUUAUUUUUUUCUUGUGGCAAAACUACUAUCGAGACAGAUUUCUUGAAUAAAAAGAGACCAAAUCAUGUUUGCAUGUCUUCAUUUUUUGUGAAGGAACAAUUUUAUCAUUAGAAGAUUAACUUUCAUGUCAAAUUUUAUGAAGUUACUGACAGUCAAUGUCCGAGAUGUCUUGAACAUAAACCAAUAGUAUCAUAGAUCUGCUAGGAUUGUACAGACUAUAUUUAAAUAGAAGAAGAAAAAUUAAAAUAAAUUAAUUGA